UAAUUGACUCCCCCAUUAUCUCAAAUGGCAGCAAAUAUGUGGGUCUUGUUGCUUCUUGUAGCUGUUGCCUCUGCUUCUCCAGAAGCUUCAGUUCACAAAUUUCAUGGGGAUAAGGUUUUUCGUGUAACACCUCAGAAUGAAGAACAGGUUGAAGUCCUCCAUUACCUGGCCGACAAUAUUCAGGUUGAUUUCUGGCGCCCAGACUCUGUUGACCAAGUGAAAACAGAAACAACAGUUGACUUCCGAGUUGAAGCGGACAAAUGUUCUGAAGUCGAGAGCCUCCUUCAACUGAGUGCACUGGACUACAAAGUUUUGAUUGACAACCUUCAGGCUGUACUUGAUGGGCAGUUUGACAGUCAUAUCCGGGCAACUGGACAUCAGUAUGAAAAAUAUAACAAUUGGGAAACGAUAGAGGCUUGGAUCAAAAAUAUUGCAAAGGAGAACCCAGAUCUUGUCUCCCUGUCACAGAUAGGAACAACCUAUGAGGGACGCUCAAUGCACCUCCUGAAGUUGGGGAAGCCCGGUGUGAAUAAAAAAGCCAUCUUUAUGGAUUGUGGCUUCCAUGCUAGAGAAUGGAUCUCACCUGCAUUCUGCCAGUGGUUCGUGAGAGAGGCUGUUCGCACCUAUGGGAAGGAAACUAUCAUGACUCAGAUUCUGGACAACUUGGAUUUCUAUGUGUUGCCUGUCUUGAAUAUUGAUGGCUAUGUCUACACUUGGACUAAGUCUCGCAUGUGGAGGAAGACUCGUUCUCUAAAUCCCGGCAGUAGUUGCAUUGGUACUGAUCCUAACAGAAACUUUAACGCCAAAUGGUGCACUCUUGGGGCUUCAAAAAGGCCAUGUGAUGAGACAUAUUGCGGCAGUGCCCCCGAAUCAGAGAAAGAGACCAAAGCCUUGGCUGAUUUCAUUCGUCAGAACCUCUCGACCAUCAGGGCUUACUUGACCGUUCAUUCCUAUUCCCAACUGCUGCUGUAUCCAUAUUCUUAUUCAUAUGAGGUAGCAAAGAACAACGUGGAGUUGAAUCGCCUUGCUAAAGAAACUGUUAAAGAGCUGGCUACGUUGCAUGGCACAGAAUACACAUAUGGGCCAGGAGCUUCCACUAUCUACCCUGCUGCUGGUGGUUCUGAUGACUGGGCUUAUGAUGAGGGCAUCAAGUAUUCCUUCACUUUUGAACUUCGGGACACAGGCCGAUACGGCUUUGCUCUUCCUGAAUCUCAGAUAAAGCCAACUUGUGAAGAAACUCUGAUUGCUGUUAAACAUAUCGCCAUGUAUGUCCUUGAGCAUCUGUACUAAAAUAGCAUUCCAGAACCAUUAAAGAAAGCUUGACGCAUCA
Molecule: messenger RNA, 1330 nt
Organism: Podarcis raffonei (Aeolian wall lizard)
Lineage: Eukaryota; Metazoa; Chordata; Lepidosauria; Squamata; Lacertidae
Product: carboxypeptidase B-like
Exons: 11
Coding region: 25-1290 (421 amino acids)
Biological process (GO): proteolysis
Molecular function (GO): metallocarboxypeptidase activity; zinc ion binding
Source: RefSeq, a predicted model, not a curated record